Frankliniella occidentalis (western flower thrips) is the source of this 725-nucleotide messenger RNA. Its product is annotated as succinate dehydrogenase assembly factor 4, mitochondrial. Gene Ontology annotation, biological process: mitochondrial respiratory chain complex II assembly. The transcript has 3 exons. The record is from RefSeq and is a predicted model, not a curated record. Gene Ontology annotation, cellular component: mitochondrion. The coding region runs from base 157 to 504 and encodes 115 amino acids. Lineage: Eukaryota; Metazoa; Arthropoda; Insecta; Thysanoptera; Thripidae.
UCUUCUGCUAGCAGACGCCAGGCAGACGUCAAGACCAAAAACCAAAAGCAAAAAAUUGCCUAAACAAACGAACCACAGUCCAAACUUACAGCACAGCUGACUUUUCUCGUCGACAGUUUUUUAACAGGACUGUGUCAGCUCAGUUGCAAGGGGAAAAUGUUGAAUAUAGCAUCCCUUACGUCUAUUAGAAGAGUUCUGGUUGGAAGAAGUAUCGUUCGGAAUCUUCUCAGGUAUAAUGCAUCACAGUCAGAUGCUCCUUCUUCAGGAGAUGCUUCUGAUGAUUCGUGCAAGGCAGCUAAUCUUGCCAAGAAACUACGUGUCAAGACUCCAAUCGGCAAGUUAGAUGAAUUAGAGGAAGGCAGACAUCCCUUUCAGGAGAAGGAACCUUUGACACCUUGGCCUGAUAACACCAAUCCGAACACAGGCGAAGUUGGCGGCCCUAAAGGACCAGAGCCCACACGAUAUGGAGACUGGGAAAGGAAAGGGCGAGUAUCAGACUUCUGAAACAGUGAUUCCAAACUAAUGUUACGUAAUGAUAAGGUGAACACAGAUAAAUGUUAGGGCAGUGCAGUAACUUUUGACUAUAUGUAACUUAGGGAUUACUGUGUUGACAAAUAUUUAUAAGCUAUUAUGUAAAAAAAAAAAUGAUGUUUAUUGCACAUUUUUGCUUCAUAGUCACUUAUGUGUUACAUAAAAUAAAAUUGAUUAUGUAAAGUGGUGGACCA